This is a messenger RNA of Saccharomyces paradoxus, 633 nucleotides long. RefSeq lists its product as uncharacterized. Lineage: Eukaryota; Fungi; Ascomycota; Saccharomycetes; Saccharomycetales; Saccharomycetaceae. The transcript has a single exon. The record is from RefSeq and is a predicted model, not a curated record. The coding region runs from base 1 to 633 and encodes 210 amino acids.
AUGAUGCCCUACAAUACCCCUCCAAAUAUCCAAGAACCUAUGAAUUUCGCAGGCAGCAACGCCUUCAGUAUUCUUCCAGAUACGAUGAGUUUCCAGAAUUUCAAAUAUGAUCGUCUCCAGCACCAACAACAACAACAACAACUACAGCAGCAACUGCAACAGAAUGCACCACCGUUACAGCAGCCUCAACAACAACAACAACAACAACCAAUAAGCCCGCCUUUGUUCUUGGCAGGUACCGGUACCAGCGCAAACUCAAACCUUAACAAGAAUGCCAAUGCUAGUACUGUACCCCCAUUACUCUUCAGCAGGUCAUCUCAGCAUUAUGUCGUCCCGGAUAUAGAUCACUCUUCCAUAAUAUACAAGAACAACAUCUGCAAAUCUUUUAAGGAUGACUUGUUUUUCUGUCCAAGAUCUUUGCUUUCUCUCGAAGAACAGCAAGCAUGCGAAAAAAUGGAUAGACUGACUGCUGAACAAAUGUCAUUGUAUCACCAGAACACGCGCCCCAGUUCUAAUCCUGGUUCCUUGUCUUCUUCACCGCCAAAUUCUGCGUCUUCUAUAUUCAACUCUAGGCCGAAGUUCAAUCCUUAUACAUCUCAAAGCUUCAAUCCUUUGGAAAGUGUUCAAGAAUGA